AUGGAAAUAAAAAAUGAAGAGAAUUUCUCUAUAGAAAAUGUAAAAGUGAGCAUAAAAUUUGGCUCUCAUGGCGUGGAUGAGCAAGCCAAAGGGGAAGCAGGUAAAGCUUUUGAGGCCAUUAUCCCUAAGGAUGCUGCUGACGAGUGGCCAGCGCCCCAGCAGAUUCAUUCUUACUAUAUUGUAAAAUAUCAUUCACUUGAAGACCUGAAGCUAAAGGUGAAAUUGGAUCUGGCGGACAAAGAGCUAAAGAAUAAGAAUCAGGCACAAUUUCAGAUUACCGAAAAGUUAAAGGCAACAAGGGUAGACUACAGAGUACUCUUUUCCUUGCAGAUUGGGCGCAGGUAA
This is a messenger RNA of Fraxinus pennsylvanica, 345 nucleotides long. The record is from the annotation of a GenBank genome assembly. NCBI's taxonomy places the organism in Eukaryota, Viridiplantae, Streptophyta, Magnoliopsida, Lamiales, Oleaceae.